GCGUGAGGAUCAUGUCCAUGGAAUGAAGUAACUAACCCAGUCCCUUGACUUGGCUCGCUGGUUCGAUUCGAUUCGAUUCUCGGAGAUGAAGAAGGGCUUGAUGGAUAGCUAUGGCGUUGCUGUGAUUGUGUUGGCUUUGAGUUUGUGUUUGGGUUCAUCAUCGGAGCAAUUAAAUUCACGAGAAUGCGAGAAUCUCGGUUUCAUCGGACUCGCCUUGUGCUCCGACUGCAACACUCUCUCCGAGUACGUCAAGGACAAAGUGAUUAUUUGAAUCGUCUAAAUCAAUAUCGCCAGAGGGUUUGGACUUGUAAAAUUACUGGAAAAUCUGGCUUGACUUAUGAAGAGGUUCUGGUGUUAGAGAAGCAUGCUGCUGAGAAAGUUCAACAGAUUCCGGAAGAAUUAGUGGCACCUGCUCUAAGGAUUAUCCAUUACACCGACAGGUUGGCGGGUAUGAUUUACAGGAGCAUACAAGUUGUAGUCUUUUCUAACAAACUCAACUUGCUUAUGCCUUUUGGGCCUCUUGCAAUUCUUGUACAGAAGUUGACUGGUCAUCUUGGUUGGGUCUUUGGUCUGAGUUUGUUGGGGAUAAUGCCUCUGGCAGAGCGAUUAGGUUAUGCUACCGAGCAGCUGGCGUUUUACACUGGAGAUACUGUUGGGGGUCUUUUAAAUGCUACAUUUGGAAAUGCAACAGAACUGAUCAUCUCAAUAUAUGCACUGAAAAGUGGAAUGACACGCGUUGUCCAGCUCUCUUUGCUGGGUUCAAUUUUGUCCAAUAUGUUACUGGUGCUUGGGUGUGCAUUCUUAUGUGGUGGGAUUGUUAAUCACGAGAAGGAGCAAGUGUUUAACUAGGCAGCUACUUCCGUGAACUCAGGAUAAAAAAAUAGUCCCUAAUUAAUUAUUAUCAUGUACUACUAAUUAAAGGGCAGCAACUGGGAGUUCAAUGAACCUGGCUAGAACACUGGGUCCAGCAAUUGCUGCACACAACUACAAGGGCAUGUGGAUCUAUCUCACAGCUCCAAUACUUGGAUCUCUAUGUGGGGCAGGUGCCUACACUGUGCUCAAGCUGCCUGAUCACAUCAGGAAGAGUGAUAGCAACACUGCAAGAGUGAUAGCAAGACUUUACCCAGAAUGAGUGAUUUUUGCACAUGCACUUAUCAUGCAUGCAUCUUCUGUGGCUGUUGUUGUUUUAAUAAAAAAACACUGCUAACGCAUUCUAGAAAAAAAAAAAGCUGAAAGAAUUUGCUUUUAGAAAAAGUAUGCAACAUAGACUUUUUUUUUUUAAUGCUUUUGGAGUGGUAGCCUUUAGUCCUUGACAUAAUAGUUUGAUUGGAAAUCAUUAACAAAUCCAAAUCAGAAAUUCUUGCCUAUAACUUAUUGUUGUUUAUUUGUAUCCUAUGAUCAUGAAUAAAUUCAGCACAGAUCCAAACCACAGUUGAUUAUCACUGUAGAAUUGGGCAUAAUUCAAAUCAAAUAUGCUAUGACUUGUCCAAAAGCCAGCCUCAUUGACUCAUUUGAAAUAACAUUAUUGAAGUUACUUUGUCUCUA
Messenger RNA from Glycine soja, 1545 nucleotides. RefSeq names its product vacuolar cation/proton exchanger 5-like. Lineage: Eukaryota; Viridiplantae; Streptophyta; Magnoliopsida; Fabales; Fabaceae. Gene Ontology annotation, biological process: intracellular calcium ion homeostasis; calcium ion transmembrane transport. The transcript has 7 exons. The record is from RefSeq and is a predicted model, not a curated record. Gene Ontology annotation, molecular function: calcium:proton antiporter activity. Gene Ontology annotation, cellular component: plant-type vacuole membrane. The coding region runs from base 184 to 849 and encodes 221 amino acids.